Messenger RNA from Aaosphaeria arxii CBS 175.79, 1137 nucleotides. RefSeq lists its product as uncharacterized. The record is from RefSeq and is a predicted model, not a curated record. Lineage: Eukaryota; Fungi; Ascomycota; Dothideomycetes; Pleosporales. The transcript has 3 exons. The coding region runs from base 200 to 910 and encodes 236 amino acids.
AUUAUCCUAUUCUUCUUGUCGCUCCUUAGCAUUGGUUUCUUCCGCUUUGCAUGACUCUCUGGCGUUUGGCUUCCGGGAGUCUUUGGUGAGCGUCAAGUCCGGAGUAAUCGAUUAAUCAACUUUCAGACGCUUCCUCCACACAUCUACCUACACGGUACCCACCCCGAACACCGUCCGCACCACGGAAGAACGACCCAUCAUGGCCGAUACCAAGAGGCAGAGCAUGGCGGGAAAGGUCGCUACACCAAAGGUCGGCCCUACCAAGGAGGUAAUUGAUGGUGACUCCAGCCUGUACAAGGCCGUUGGAGCACGGAUCAAAAUUACUUGCGCCCCGCACAACAACGUGCUUGAGGGCACCCUGUUCACAACAUGCAACGUCACCAACGCAAUCGCAAUAAACACCGCACCCGCCCCGCCGAACCCCUCAGCGCCGCUGUCCAGCCAGCCUGGCGACUUCCACAUCAUUCCGUUCGGCCACAUCGUGACCUUCGAGCUCGUCGGUCCGGGAGAGCGGGCACCCGAAUCCGCCGCGGGCUUUGAUGGAGCUCUGCCCAGCAUCACCAAGGUGGAUCUCGAGGCAUUGAAGGCGAGAGAGGAGAACACCAUCCGAGAGAUGAAGAAGAAGGACGCACAAAAGGGCAAGGGCGUCACCAAGGAAGCUCAGGAGUUGUUCGAUUAUAUCGCUAGGACACUCCCACUCCGAUGGGCAGGGACCCAAAUCGUCGUCAACGAAGCUUCGCUCAUCGACGCGCCGUACGGCCUCAACAACAUCAAGUCCGCGCCCGGCAAGGAGCAAAGCGAAGCCCAUGUCCGUAAGAUCGUCGAGCGCUUCUACCAACUCAAGAAGCCCGCACAGGGAGCCCCUCGAGCCUCGGUCGCAACCCCAAUCGCGCCCCGGAAAGGAGGUUGAGUAAAUAACCCCCAUCCCCCCUCCAAACAAAGGCGAAAGACGAAGAGAUAAAAGGAGGAAAACAUCACGGAAAGAAGAGGAUGAUGUACACAUAUAUCUAGGCCGGCCGGCCCUCCAGUCAAUGGAUUGGGAGGCUUCCGAAACAAUUUUUCUCGCGCGCCGCUCCGGGGAGGGGGCUACAUUCAUCACGAGAUAUGUAGAUGUUUAAGUUUCUAGUUCGGGGAAAU